CACAGCCAGUCACGCACAAGGCCAUGUCACGCUCGGCCUGCUCAGCUGCUUCAUGGCACACCAGUGCAUUGACUGGUCGCACAAUCCGCCAGCCAGGAAAUUAGACGUGCUCGUCCUGAGUCAUGGAGAUACACACGUCUACACGAUCGUCCCAAAGCUGUUCAAGGACCUCGACAGGCUCGCCAGAGAAGAGUUUAGUCUACCAGACGAUGCAGACAUCGAAUUCCGCUCUUCAUGCAUCAAUCUGUGCAGCGUUGGCAUCCCCGCACGCAUUGGGGAACACGUUUGGGAAUAUAUCAGUUCGUUCAUCGGAUGCAUUUCUGUCAUCGCACGAGGGCCGACCGGGAAGUGUGCAAAGGAGUCAGAAGCCAUGUCCCACCCCUCCCCGCCGCCUGCGGAGCAGUCUGUCAACGUCCCCAUGCACGAUGGGUAUUCCAAACUACCUAUGGACGGGAACGAAGGAUACGAUGAUGUAUAUCCAACCGCUGGCAGUGGAGGAGCACAAGAUGACAUGGAUCUACUCCUCGAUGAAAGCAAUAUCGAGAAAAGAGAAGAAAUCAGAAACGGAAAACGUCGUGUAGCUAGCCCGGUUGAGAACUCGAAGACGACGGACGACGAAAAGGAUGCACAUGGUACUGGGUUCGUUUUGAAAAAGCGUCGAUCCCGACAAUUGUUAGAGAAUGUCCCAGAAAGCGAAGACGAAGAGCCAGCGUCGAGACGACGCAGGAUUUUCAGAGCUAGCCAGGAGGAGACCAGUCCGUCCAGUAGCGACCAGUUCGGGAUGAAAGAACACUACACAAGAAGUAAACAUCGGGCGCCGAGGUCCCCAACCAAACCGCGGCGCGGAACUGCUGAGGAACAUGAGUCCACGAAUAGCAUGAGGUUUGACAGCCAGAAGGGAGCGGCUUCGCAGUCGCGAAGCAGGUCCGUAAAAGAUGAUAAAACAAUUGUGAAUACACCGUCUACAACUGCAUACAGAGGAUUAGAACCGGAACCAGUGUUCACCCAACCAACACGAGGAACGCAACAAGAGGGACAGGAACGGAUGUAUAUUAUUGUUGCACAUCGCCCUUCGAAGCAGGAAUCCAAGUUUGCUGUCAAGGGCUCGACCAAAGUGUCGAAAGUCAUCUCGAGUGUGUGCAAGUCCUUUAGCUUGCAUGCCGCGCAGGCCAGGCUGUUCCUUAUUGUAGAUACGACUGACGACGAUGGAAUCAUGGAAAAUCUAUUCCCGUGUGAUGUGGACGAUUCGAUGACGAGGGCUGGCGCGGAACCCAGCGGCGAGUCCAAGUUUUUACUGACGCUCCCUGAUGAUCCAUGAUCACGUGAAGCGGUACCAUGGACGUUCCACUGAUGCCGAUGUUGACGCUUGGGCAGUGCGCGCAGCGCAGUGCCAAAGAUAUGUAUCCCCCCCUGUGUUGGUGUUCCGUAUAUCUGGCUGCCGAUCAUUGUAAUCUAUUAUCAAGUUAACAAAUACUGUCUAUUGUGUUCCCUGUCCCGCCAGGCCAAGCAUCUCGAGUACAGCAUACACAAUGUUCUUGAUGUUGCGGCUUUCCGAGGCAGGCAAAUCAGCGACAAUGCGCAUAUCCCCAUGCGAAUGUUCCAACGACGUAUGGUUGCCGUAAGCUACGUAUGGUGGCGUGAACAAGUCGUGCUGGUUAUUUU
Pisolithus orientalis is the source of this 1662-nucleotide messenger RNA. RefSeq lists its product as uncharacterized. The record is from RefSeq and is a predicted model, not a curated record. The transcript is spliced from 7 exons. Lineage: Eukaryota; Fungi; Basidiomycota; Agaricomycetes; Boletales; Pisolithaceae. The coding region runs from base 53 to 1318 and encodes 421 amino acids.